GUUUCAGCUAUAUACAUACUGUAUAUACUUUUAAUAUUGUAUCAGAUAUGUCAAGGCAGCUCAGUACGGCGAACAUCAUAUGAAAAGCAACCGAGAUGGAUCAGUGCGAGUGGAAAACUCAUCGUGAACACUACAUUUCUCUGGAUCUCUAGCACGACGAUCGUCAUGAAACGGGAACUUCAGGAAUGGAUCGUGAACAAUAGCUCCAUUGUGAAGCAAGCCAGUAAUUUCACCAUCUGUGAGCUGAAGGCACAGGUCAAGUAUGAAGACGAAAGCGAGAAAUUGCGACAGCUCACCCUAGGACCGAAGAAUGACGCUGAGGUCAAGACGGUGUUGUUACUGGGGGAAAGAGAAGCCGGAAAAACCGCUUUCUUCGAUGCACUCCUCAAUAUGAUAUUUGGCGUUGCUUUGAAGGACCCAGUGAGAGUCACGCUUGAGAACUCACUGAAUCAGCAAGGAAUACCUGUUCCAACCACAUAUGUGACGGAACUCACUAUUUACCACCAGGACGGAAUGCCUUACCCGCACAACUAUAGAGUGAUUGACACACCAGGACUGGACUAUAACUCAGGCCAGGCUGUCACGAACGACGGUGAACACUGCAUUAGGAAUUAUAUCACCAAUAAUUUCAUAGAAUAUGUUAACUCUGUCGGAAUUAUCUGGAGGCCUACGAAUAUCAGGCUUCACGAAAGAAAUCAAGGCCUUCUCUCAAAGGUCAACAAUCUUCUUGGAUAUGAUAUUAGGUACGUCACGGAUAUCCUCCUCACAUUCUGCUCAUUUGGUGAUAAUUCUGCCGCCGAGACCGUCAGAGAUUCGGGCAUUAAAUACAAGGGAGUUUUUAGAUUUGAGAAUGGACCUCUUUACUCAGAUCCUUCAGAAGCAAGGGAAAGGGAAAUACAUGAAAUUGAAUGGAACAUCAUGCAAGCAAGCCAUCAGGAGUUCCUUAAAGAAUUGAAUCAAAGAGAGAACAGGGGCCUACAUAUUACUUCCAGACUGAUCUAUCACCAAAGAGAAGUUGAGAAUUUGGAAGAGCAGCUGAAAUCUAAAGAGAAGGAGAAGAACCAGAUUUCAGAGGAUAUCAGUGUGCUCAAAGGCGAACAAAACAAUUUAAACGAUCAGAUUGAAAAAUUCAAACAAGAAGAGAGUAGUUUGCUCGUGAAGCGCCAAAACUCGUAUGAUUCACAUGGCACGAGGACUCUGCAGCAACCGCAUGAUUCAGGCGGCAAACGUAGCAGCAGUUUUUCAUAUUAUUGGAACAAGAUGGCCGGGACGAGUUCAAGGGAUAACCAGAAAGAACACUCCCACCAUGACUACAGACAACCCGAAGAUACGGAGAUGCUGCAGCUACAAAGGGAAAUUGAAAAACUUGAUAACGUUAAAAAAGAGAAAGACGAGGGUUUACGGAAUAAGCAGAAGGAGAAGGAAACUAUUGAAAAGAUGAUAACUAUUUUAUCGACAGAGCAGGAAAAAAGUAAAAAGGAAAUAGAAUGGCUGCGGCAUAACUGAUUCUCCAUUACACAAAUGCACAUGUUUUCCCAGGAUAUGUUAUUUACACAUGUAUUUGUAAAUAACAAGCAUGCACGCACAUACACACAAAUACGUACGCACACGCGUACACACACACACACACACACACACACACACACACACACACACACACACACACACACACACACACACACACACACACACACACGUGUGUGUGUGUAUGUGUAUAUAUAUAUAUAUAUAUAUAUAUAUAUAUAUAUAUAUAUAUAUAUAUAUAUAUAUAUAUAUACACGAAGAAUUAUUUAAAAAAUGUAAGGCUUGCAGAUGAUCGAGGUAUGGUUGCUGAAACGGAUUACAGAUAAUAAUGGACAGAGUAAAUGAAGUAUCACGAAAUAUGGAAUGAAGAUCAGUGUAAUAACAUGCAAAGAAGACGAAGGUUAUGGUCAUAUCUAGACAAGGUGGUAGAGUUAUGAAUACCGCUGUAAAUUGAAAAAGAACAGAACAAGUUCAGUUUUGUUAUUUUGGAUCAUGGAUAACUGAUGGUGGGAAAUGUGAUUCAGAUAUUAGAGCAGUGGCAAAGGCAGCUUUUAUUAGGAAUAUGAGUGAGUAUUAAGAAAGACGGUAAUCUGGAGUGUGCAUGGAUCAGAAACAGACAAUGAAAGCGACAUGAUUCAGAGAAUAGAGGCUUUGGAAAUGUUGGUUCGGAGAAGGAUGGAAGCUGGACAGAGAGGAAG
Molecule: messenger RNA, 2222 nt
Organism: Penaeus monodon (black tiger shrimp)
Lineage: Eukaryota; Metazoa; Arthropoda; Malacostraca; Decapoda; Penaeidae
Exons: 2
Coding region: 166-1506 (446 amino acids)
Source: RefSeq, a predicted model, not a curated record